This is a messenger RNA of Chara braunii, 3508 nucleotides long. NCBI's taxonomy places the organism in Eukaryota, Viridiplantae, Streptophyta, Charophyceae, Charales, Characeae. The record is from the annotation of a GenBank genome assembly.
GUGGGAUCAGGCCCUUAGCCUUUAUAUUAAAAAAAAAGGCUCUUGUUAGCUGUUUUCGGGCGAGUUAUUGUUUUGGGCAGUCGAGGACGAUGGCGGGACUAACCGCGUUCAGGAAGGGGGCGUAUGUGGGUGACACGUCAGCUCUCGCGCUGCUGACGUGGCGUAGACGCGCAAUGAUUCUCGAUCAACGAGCUUCGGAGGGAAGUGGACAUUUCCGAACGGAAACAGCUUCCACACUUUUCGCAGGAGUUGGUCAUCAACUACUUUGGUACGAUUUGCGGUCGGGACAUGCCUUGCUGGCACUGCCAGUCUUUGAUGGAGUCAGAAUUCACGGAAUUCAGGUCCAACCUUUGGAUGACGAAGUGGACGCAGGAUCGAGUCCUCGUUUCGCAGCGGAGCAAAGAUCGCCGUUGGAUCGAGCUGGAGGAAAAUCUACAUUUGCUAUGGCUUGCGGAUCAAAGGAGGAGCCUUCGCUUUCGCGAGUCGAAUCGAGCAGGAGCGCUGGGAUUGGAGUAGAAAAUGGAGGAGGUGCCAUCAGAGAGACAUGUGGUAGAUUUCCUGCUGAAGUUGAUGGUGGCAACCGAAUUGCCAAUGAUGCGCCAUCAAAGCGACACAUGGGAGCGGGAAGAUGGGUAGGACGUGGAAAAGGAGUGCACGCGGAAUGCCUUCAGUCCUAUCGUGACGUUGCUGGCGAUUGCGAUGGCGAUGGCGGGCGCUUGACGAUAGACAAGCUGUCCGCGGAGAAGGAACAGCAUAAUGGUGAUGACGAUGCCGCUCAUGGGAACGAUGUUGCCCCUCGUAUGGCCAACACACUAAGUAGAAGAAAUGGGGGAGGGACAGAGAGAUCUUCGUUGCCAGAUUUGACACGUGGCACUCUGCCAUGCUUUGAGAGUGACGUGGCGAUGGCGACGGGAGAUCGAUUUGUGCCUACUACGUGUGCGUCUCUGGGAAAUUGCCGAGAAGAGGACAAACUGUCAUAUCCAGGAUGCAAUCGUAAUCAUCAUCAUCAUCCUCAUCAUCAUCAUCAUCAACAGCAUCGUGAUCAUCAGCCCAAGGAGGGAACUGGCGAUGGCGGGAGCGAUGGAGAAGAGGCAGUGGCAUUGGUUGCUGUUCAUGGGGAAAGACGAGUGAAGGUGUAUCUUCUGACAGCAGACGGAGGACAAGGAGCAAGAGGAGGAAGAGGAGGAGGUGGUGAGGGAGAAGAGAUAGGAGGAGGAGGAACAGACGGAGGAGGAACAGACGGAGGAGGUGCCACUGCAGGCGGGAUAUCGCAGCCGCAAAACCCUCUAUGCACGUGCUUUCGUCUUUUGCGAGCGUUACCACGGUUAAGUCAAUGGGUUCUCGAUGUACGAUUCUUGCAACGUUCUGGCGAUGACCUCCAAGGGGAUAAUUUCCCCGAAAAGGAAGCAACAAUAGCCAUGACGAUGAACCCCGACGUGGAAGAAUUUGAUUGGAAGGCGUCUCGAUACAGUCUGAUUGCUGUUGGCACGAGUGCGAACGAGAUCCAGCUGUGGAAUUGGAGCGUGAAUAUGAAGCUCCACCAUGUGGUUGGUGCAGAGGGCUUGAAGCCUGAUGACGCGAAGGUGGCCAGCAUUCGUGACUGGCCGCGUCCUCAGUCUGUGACUGAGGUCAGAUCCUUCUUGGGGAUGACCGACUACUACCGCGAUUUCGUGAAGAACUAUAGCAUAGUGACGGCACCCUUGUCGGAUCUCACACUCCUUGACACCCCCUGGGAGUGGACAGACAUGUGUGAGGCUGCUUUCGGACAUUUGAAGCAUUCCAUGACACACCAUGAGGUCUUGAAACCUCCUGAUCCUGACAAGCCGUUCGUUGUGACCACGAAUGCCAACCAAUAUGGCAUUGGUGCCGUGCUCGCGCAGCAGGAGGGGAAAAAGUUGAGGCCGGUAGAGUACAUGUCCAAAAAGAUGCCCUCUCAGAAGUUGGCUAAAUCCACCUACAAGAAGGAACUGUAUGUGAUCUACAAAGCGCUGACUCGAUGGGGGCACUACCUCGUUGGGCGAUUCUUCUAUGUCAGGACUGAUCAUCAGACCCUGAGGUGGAUAAGGACCCAACCUGUACUCUCCGAUGCUUUGAAACGCUGGACUGAAGUCACAAAACAAUAUGACUUCGAGCCUCUGGAUGUCAAAGGGGAGUACAACAAGGUUGCUGAUGCGCCUCUGGAUGUCAAAGGGGAGUACAACAAGGUUGCUGAUGCGCUGUCUUGUGGACCAGACUUCCUUGGGACACUGAUUAUUGAGUUUGGGCUUGCGGACAAUGUUACUCGAUCCUUGGUGGAAGCCUAUCGCGAGGAUCCGUUCAUCGCAAAGAUCAUACGCAGACUCGAGGCGAAGGACAAGGUGACGUCUGACGAGUUUGUGUUGGUCAAUGACCUGUUGUUCCUCGAGAAGGCCUGGAAUAAACACUACGAAUGGCAGAUCCUAUCUAGCCUAGACUACAAUGUCGAUGAUGACGUCAACAACUCCCCGAAGUACGAGCAGAUCUUGGACAAUGCCGCACGCUUCAAGCACCAGGACAUACGACUGGAAAGAAGAAGAAGGGAGCAAAGAGGGGAAUCCAGUGGUACACAAGCUGAUCCGUUGGAGAAGAAGAUUUCAGAGUGGGUGGCCAAUUUGUCCCUGGGAGAAGCCGAGGAAGCGAUAAUGUAUGUGCCCAAGGAAGAACAAGAGGCGGCUAUGAAGGAGUGGGAGGCAGAAGAGGACCCACUCAAGCGACAAGUCAUAGAAGAUGAUAAGAGGAUGGAGUGGAAGUUCCGCCUAACAAGAGAAAGGAAAGCGAGAAUGGAAGCAGUGAGUCAGGCGGCAAAAGAGUUGGAGGAGGUGAAAAAGCAGAGAGAGCUGAUGGCGGCGAAGGAGGACCUGUUAGGGAAGAUGGAAAUUAUGGCGAGGAAUAUAGAGCGCCUGACGCAGGCCCAGGAAGAGCACUAUCAGUUCUCUAGAAGUCAGGAUAUCGCCCUGCGUUCAAUACGGCUGGGGUUCAGGGAGUUUGCACGGGAAUUAGUGGGCGUGGUAGGCUUAGAGGUAAAAGCUCGCCUGGAGAACACGGAGCGUUUUUGCACAGGCGCCAUAGAGGGGGAAGAAGUACGCCCUCGUAGAGAGCCUGUCAAAGUCAAGUUUCCCGAUUCCUACAGUGGGAAGAGGGAGGAGAACUUUGACAACUGGCAGGCCAAUGUCAAGACCUAUGUGCACUUGCAAAUGGUCUCUCCAGAUGAGCACGUUUUAAUAGCCAUCCACGCCCUGAAAGAGGAAGCCGCCAGUUUUGCUCGUUCCAUGGUCCGUGCCGCAAAUUGCAACGACGAUUUGGUUGCUUAUUUUGCCUUCACUCCCCUCAGCGACUUUCUUAAGUUGCUGAGAGAACGGUUUGCAGACGUGACCCGUAGUGUCAAGGCGUUUGAUAAACUGUAAACCAUCCACUCCUGCCAGUGGAAGAGUGCUAGGGCCCUUAAGGGGGUAAUGGAUGAGUUAGUUGCCGUCCCUUACCAUGGGGUCAC